Haemorhous mexicanus (house finch) is the source of this 2759-nucleotide messenger RNA. It is a transcript of the gene C36H19orf47, whose product is annotated as chromosome 36 C19orf47 homolog. The record is from RefSeq and is a predicted model, not a curated record. The coding region runs from base 189 to 1118 and encodes 309 amino acids. The transcript is spliced from 8 exons. Gene Ontology annotation, molecular function: protein binding. Gene Ontology annotation, cellular component: nucleus. NCBI's taxonomy places the organism in Eukaryota, Metazoa, Chordata, Aves, Passeriformes, Fringillidae.
GCGCCGCCCUCACGCUCGGUCCGCAGGGGGGCGCCCUCCUCGGCCGGCCGCGCUCGCGCCGCGCUGGCCCCGCCCCCUCCGGCGGGGCGUCUGACGUCACUUCCGGCGCGUCCCGUGAGGGGCCCCGGGAUGGGGCGAGGGGAGGCUCCUCCUGCCUGAUCCAGCUCUGCCAAACCCAGCUCGGCGCCAUGGCCACCUCGGAGUGGCUCCGUUUCUUCGAGGACGCCGGGAUCCCCCCGGGCCCCGCCCUGGGCUACGCCGUGGCCUUCGUGGACAACAGGAUCCACAAGAACAUGCUGCUGGACCUGACCAAGGAGCUGAUGAAGGAGCUGGGCAUCACCGUGGUGGGCGACGUCAUCGCCAUCCUGCGCCACGCCAAGGUGGUCCACAGGCAGGAAAUGUGCCGGGCGGCCUCGGAGUCGCUGCAGCCCGAGGCCGCGGGGGGAUCCCGGCGGGAUCAGCAGGAUCACCGGGAUCAGCGGGAUCCUGAGCGGGAGCACCGGGAGCACCGGGAUCCCUGCGGGGCCGCCGGCAGGAUGAUCACCAACAGCCUGAGCCGGGACCCCGCCCCCCGCGCCCCCCGGAACCCCCCCGGCGCCGGGAUCUCCGUCACCGUCCCCAACGGCACCGCCAAGGCCGGCGGAUCGGGCCCCGAGGCGCCGGCGCUGCCGCCCAAGCGGCGCCGGGUGACGGCCGAGGCCGAGGGCGCCUUCCUCAUCUCGCUGCCCAAGGGCGCCGCGGCCCGCGGCCGCCAGGUCCUGCGCCCGCCCGCCGCCCCAGGUCUGGGCCGGCCCUCGGUGUUCGAGCGCCUCGGGGCCGAGGCCAAAGCGGCCGCAGCCGCCGGAGCGAAGCCCUCGGGGGUGUUCAGCCGCCUGGGGGCCGCCCCGGAGGGCCCCGAGCCCGCGGGCGCUCCGGCCGAUCCGGCGGGUGAUGGGGCGGAUCCCGAGGCGCUGCCCUACGCCGGCGUGCUGAAGAAGCGCCGGGAAUGUUCCGGAACGGCGGCGGCGGCGCAGGACGGGGCCGUGUCCAGCUCGGGGGGCGCCUGGGGCUGCGGCCAGGUCAGCAGCUCCUGCGGCCCCCGCAGCGUCUUCCGCAGGCUGGGCCGCAAACCCGACUGAGGGAUCCGCCCGGGAUCCGCCCCGGGAUCCGCCCCGGGGAGCUGCUGGGACUGACGGCGGGAACGGGGAUCCUGCUGCGACUGACGCUGGGGGAUCCCGGGAUCCUGCUGGGGUGGGCAUCCCGGGCGUGGAGAUCCUGCUGGAUCCGCUGGGAUCCCCCCCGGGAUCGGCGGGAAUCUGCUGGGGCGGACAGCAGGGACAGGGAUCCUGGGAGUGGGAAUCCUGCUGGAUUCACCGGGAUCCCCCUGGGAGCUGGUGGGAGUGACAGCGUGGGCAGGGAUCCUGCUGGAUCCGCUGGGAUCGGCAGGGAGUGGGAAUGGAGAUCCCUGGUAUUUGGGAUCCACUGGGAUCCCCCCGGAACCAGCAGGAAUCUGCUGGGACUGACAGCAGGAUCGGGGAUCCCGCUGGAUCCACUGGGGUUUGGGAUCCCCCGGGAUUCACUAGGCGCUGAUGGGACUGAUCACAGUGGAUCCCAGGGAUCCUGAGAUUUGGAACCCUGCUGGGAUUGAUCCUGGGAGAUCCCAGCAGGAAUCGAGGGUGGAUCCCCUGGACGAAGCGGGGGAUUCCCCCAGAAAUCCCCACCCGAUCCCUUGGGAAUCCCGCUGGGAAACCCCGGCGGAUCCCGGCUGCAGAUCCCGAGGCCAAACCAGCACCAAAAUCUCCUUUUUUCACCCCAAUUUUCCCUUUCCCAGAUCUCUUUUUUUUGGGGGGGGAGAUUUGGGGCUGCAGACGCAAAAUUCCAUCCGAGGGUGGAGCUUUGGUCCCAUUUCCCUGGGGUUUUAUUCCCAUUUUCUUGGAUUUUUAUUCCCAUUUUUCCCCUAAAAAAAAUUUUUACUCCGAAUAAUUUUUACUCCAAAAAUGAUCCCUGGGCGGAAUUUUGGGUGCAACUUCCCAAAAAAACCCCAAAUCUUCCCCAAAAAACCCCAAAUCCUCCCCAAAAAUCCCCAAAUCCUCCCCAAAAAACCCCAAAUCCUCCCCAAAAAACCCCAAAUCCUCCCCAAAAAACCCCAAAUCCUCCCCAAAAAUCCCCAAAUCCUCCCCAAAAAAACCCUAAAAACCCCAAAUCCUCCCCAAAAAACCCCAAAUCCUCCCCAAACCCCCCGACAGGUGCUCAAAACACCCCAAAAUUGCCUUAAUUGGUGGAUUUUGCCUCCAGAACCCCCCAAAUUCCUCAUUUCCCCCAAAUUCCUUCCUCUCUUGGACCCCAAACCCCAAAAAGUUGCUUUUUUCCCCCGAAAUGAGUUCGGGGCAGGGAAUGCUGAGCUGGGGGAGGUUUUUAAUCAGAAAAAAGAAAAAAAAAAGAAAUUUGGGAUUUUUUCCCUGCACUUUUUGACUUUUCCCCAAAAUUUGGGAAUUUUUUUCCCCCCCACUUUGUGUUUUUCCCAGAAUUUGGGAUUUCCCCUCUCCACUUUUUGGCUUUUCCCCCAAAUUUGGGUUUUUUUUUUCCCUCCUCACUUUGUGUUUUUCCCCAAUUUUGGAUUUUUUUUUUCCCCCCGAAUUUGGGAUUUUUUUCCCCCACCCCAAAUUCCAGGGCAGGAUUUCACUGCGCUUCGGGUGAAUUCUCGCGGUAUUUCCGCUUCUCGCGGGAGCUUUUUUUGGGCAAUAAACGCGUGAAAGUGUUAAUAAACGCUAAUUUAUGCA